AUGUGUUGCAACUACGGGAACUACUACGGCGGCUACGGCUGUGGAUACGGCUCAGGCUAUGGCUGCGGGCUGGGCUGUGGCUAUGGCUACGGCUCUGGCUACGGAUGCGGUGGCUACGGCGGACUCGGCUAUGGGUACGGCUCUGGCUACGGCUGCGGCUACGGCUCUGGCUACGGCUGCUACAGCUACCGCCCAUCUUGCUACAGGAGAUAUUGCUCCUCUUGCUGCUAGAAACCAACACGUGGAGAGCAUCAGGCUCAGAGCAGGCUACCGAGACACCCGUGUUUGGUGGAUUCCCUGACUCCCAUCUCAGACUCACCACGAGGCACCAGCUGCCAAACUGCCAUUGACAUCCUUGCCUGUCUUCCCAGAUGGUACUGGAGCCUGGAGAGGUCACCCGACCCCGUGUUUCUCAAAUGUCCAAAAUGAAUACUAAUAAAUGUGUAUGAUUGAG
Messenger RNA from Ornithorhynchus anatinus (platypus), 454 nucleotides. Its product is annotated as keratin-associated protein 6-2-like. The coding region runs from base 1 to 231 and encodes 76 amino acids. The record is from RefSeq and is a predicted model, not a curated record. The transcript is spliced from 2 exons. Lineage: Eukaryota; Metazoa; Chordata; Mammalia; Monotremata; Ornithorhynchidae.